Molecule: messenger RNA, 258 nt
Organism: Trypanosoma brucei brucei TREU927
Lineage: Eukaryota; Euglenozoa; Kinetoplastea; Trypanosomatida; Trypanosomatidae
Exons: 1
Coding region: 1-258 (85 amino acids)
Source: RefSeq, a predicted model, not a curated record
AUGUUUCGAUGCUCGGCGGCGGGGGAAUGUGCAGCAGACAAAGGGGAAAAUUUCUGUGUGUGUACAUGCUUCGAUUUGAGCAGACUGAAUUUUCUCGUGACGCAUUCUGAUUGUCUCUGUAGUGGAAGAAGGGACGUUUUUUUUUUUUUUUUACAACAGUCCCUUGGUUGGUUAGGCCCCAUCACCCAUUUUAGGUGUCCUUCUUUUCUCUUUCUUGUACUUGUGGGUUGGUUUAUUCACAUGCAUGCAACCUGUUGA